Molecule: messenger RNA, 1247 nt
Organism: Colossoma macropomum (tambaqui)
Lineage: Eukaryota; Metazoa; Chordata; Actinopteri; Characiformes; Serrasalmidae
Product: ovostatin homolog 2
Exons: 8
Coding region: 1-942 (313 amino acids)
Source: RefSeq, a predicted model, not a curated record
AUGUGGACCACCUGUGCUGAGAGUGAGGGUGGGAGAAGUGUGACCGCCCCUCCUAAUAGACUAAGGUAUUACAUGGUGGCGUUUCCUGCAGUGAUAGAGUCUGGAUCUGAGGCUACACUGUGUACGAGUCUUCUGAAGCCUAAUGAGACUCUGCUAAUGACCAUUUACCUGCUUCACAACAAACAGAGCAGAACACUUCUACAGGAGAGAGUGGAGGAAGAAUUUCACCACUGCUCUCAGUUUAAGGCUCCACAGGUUGAGGGUGAAUCAGUGCAGGAGAUCAGAGUAGAAGUCAGAGAUAUUGUCACUGCAAUAAAUGGAACCAAACAGGAUAAUAAAGGUAACAGGAUUGGUCAGUGGACAAAUGUGUCCUCAACAGGCCUGAUAGUGCAGCUUUCUCAUGAACUGAAUCCUGAGGCUCCUGAGGGCCAUUAUAAACUGGAGGCUCACAUUGGGAAUAGAGAGACCAGACAUUACUUUAAGGUGAAGAAGUACAUUUUACCCAGGUUUGAGGUUACAGUGAAAACACCAGAGCAACAGAGUGUUGGAGAGGAGGAACUGAAGAUAGAGCUUUGUGCAAAGUACACUUAUGGACAGCCAGUACCUGGUAAAGCACUGGUGGAGGUGUGCAGAAAAUUUAUACAGGAGGUUGUCCCUAAGAUCUCACCAUGCCUGGAGGAAACAGUGCAAAUGAAUGAGACUGGCUGUGCCUCUGCUGUCUUCAACAUGUCAGCUUUCACUAGUCCUGAAUUUGAACAUGAUUUACAAAGUAAUCUUGAUGCUGCUGUUACAGUGACAGAGGAAGGAACAGACAUUUCCAUCAUAAAAUCCAAACACAUAGAGCUCUCUGAUGUAAUUUGUAAAGUUGAGUUUUUUGAUUUACCAAAAAACUUUGAACAUGGAUUGACCAACUUCAAAAUUAAUACGUCUGAUCACCCUUAAACAGAGAUUUGACUGCUGGUAUGGUAUGAUGACCAAAUAUUUUCAAAGAAUGUGUCUAUGCUGUUAUUUACUGAAACAAAACCCUGUCUCACUGUUUUCAAGGCAAGUGUCUAUCCAGAUGGUCUAUUUCACAGAUACGGAAGACCUUACCUUACAAACAAUGAAGCAAAUAUACCACUGCUCCAACCUGCUACACCUUAAGAGAGCUUAAAAGAACCGAUUCCAUGUGGUACUGAAAUUUCCAUAAACAUUAAGUACAACAUUGUUGGGGAAACCUCUGAGAAUUACAGCACUGAUAUUAUAUA